GCGCGUAUUUCCGACUAAAAUCGAGUUUGUGGCAAGCAUAAUAGUUUGUAAUUAAUCGACAUAAUUGUUACGUGCAAGGAAGAUUGAUCUAUUUUUCAUGUGUAUUGCAAGAAAGAGAAAAGAUUUGAAUAAUUUCUUUCUUUUAAUAUCAGUGCUGUAACAAGAGAGUCUAGAAUCUUCAAGCGCGAUUCACACAUUGACGAAGAUCAUAGUGGGGACAGCUGUAGAAAUACGCUGUGAUGCGAUAAUUUACUUCCAUAAGGAUAGCAAACGGUAGAGCGGCAACAUGGCUAGUGGCACAAAACUUGGCAAACUCAUCAACGAAGGAAAGACCAAAGAGGUUUACGAAGUUGUCGGUGAUCGUACACUAUGUGUUCUAGUAAGCAAGGAUCGCAUCACAGCUGGUGAUGGUGCAAAAUCACAUGAUUUAGAGGGAAAAGCCGAAAUUAGCACGUCUACAACUGCAAAGGUCUUUCAGUUGCUUAAUGAAGCUGGUAUUAAGACAGCUUUUGUUAAAAUUUGUAAUCCAAAAGCAUUUCUAGCAAAGAAAUGUGAAAUGGUUCCUAUUGAAUGGGUUACUAGAAGAGUGGCAACUGGUAGUUUUCUAAAAAGACAUCCAGGCGUCCCGGAAGGUUACAGAUUCAAUCCACCUCUUCAAGAAACGUUCUUCAAGGAUGAUGCAAAUCACGAUCCUCAGUGGUCUGAUGAGCAAAUAAUUUCCGCGAAUUUUCAGUUAGGUGGUGUAAAGAUAACGAGAGAUGAAGUGAAUAUCAUGAAGCGCACUACUCUUGCUGUUUUCGAAAUUCUUGAAAGAGCUUGGACCGUGCGGGACAGCGCUCUAAUAGAUAUGAAGAUAGAAUUCGGCGUGGAUUCAAAUGGCGAGAUCUUGGUUGCCGACAUUAUCGACAGCGACUCUUGGAGACUUUGGCCUUCUGGAGACAAAAAACUAAUGAAAGAUAAACAAGUGUACAGAGAUCUGUCCACUGUAACACAAGAGCACUUAGAAACUGUAAAACGUAAUUUUAAGUGGGUGGAAGAACAGCUAAAUUAUGUCAUUCAAGCAUCUAAUCCAUUGGUUGUUAUACUUAUGGGUUCGCCAUCCGACGAAGCGCAUUGCCAAGAGAUUGCAAAGCAUGCUCGGGCAUUAGGCUUGCGACCGCAACUCCGGGUCUGUAGUGCUCACAAGGGCACUGAAGAAACUUUAAAUAUUCUCGCCGAAUACGAAGGAAGCGGAGAAAAAGUGGUACUGAUAGCAGUAGCCGGUCGCAGCAAUGGUUUAGGUCCAGUACUCUCCGGCAAUUCCGUCUUGCCUGUCAUAAAUUGUCCACCUUUGAAAUCGGACAAUAUCGAACGAAACUUGUGGUCUUCGCUCGACGUACCGUCAGGUCUCGGAUGUACGACAGUCGUGCAUCCGGAAGGUGCUGCGCUCGCAGCGGCGCAAAUUCAUGCGAUACACAAUCACUUGGUUUGGGCUCGUUUGCGAGCGAAGCAGCUCACGAACUUUGUGAGUUUAAUAAAGGCAGACGUUAAAUUACGAAAUCAAUGAUCACGUUAGCUCUUUGCAUAUACACUCUACUCUUACUGAUUUUGGCUAUACUUUAUUGGCUUCAAGUAUGUAACAUUCAUUUGUUUUCACUUGAACAAACUUUCGAAUGAUGUAAAACCGUUUAUUAAAUUUAAAGAUAUCCCAUAUUUCAAAUAUAAAUCAAUAUUGUAUUGCGAUAAUGAGAAGAGGAAUUGUUUAAAAUCGCAAUAUUGACGUAUAUACACUGUACAAUUGCCUAUCACCCAUUUAGAUCUGUACUCUUUUUAUAUGUUUAAGAAAUACAACAUAUAUAUUCUAUA
Messenger RNA from Pseudomyrmex gracilis, 1845 nucleotides. It is a transcript of the gene Paics, whose product is annotated as multifunctional protein ADE2. The transcript has 6 exons. Gene Ontology annotation, biological process: 'de novo' IMP biosynthetic process. Lineage: Eukaryota; Metazoa; Arthropoda; Insecta; Hymenoptera; Formicidae. The coding region runs from base 287 to 1546 and encodes 419 amino acids. Gene Ontology annotation, molecular function: phosphoribosylaminoimidazolesuccinocarboxamide synthase activity. The record is from RefSeq and is a predicted model, not a curated record.